Molecule: messenger RNA, 2437 nt
Organism: Limanda limanda (common dab)
Lineage: Eukaryota; Metazoa; Chordata; Actinopteri; Pleuronectiformes; Pleuronectidae
Product: arginyl-tRNA--protein transferase 1
Exons: 13
Coding region: 45-1697 (550 amino acids)
Biological process (GO): protein arginylation
Cellular component (GO): cytoplasm
Molecular function (GO): arginyl-tRNA--protein transferase activity
Source: RefSeq, a predicted model, not a curated record
CCCGGUCACCGGGAAGCUCGGCUGUCAUCUGUCCCACAGCAAAGAUGGCAGCGAACAAGUCGUUCACUAUAGUCGAAUAUUUCGGCGGGGACGACGGCUACCGCUGCGGUUACUGUAAAAAUGAAAAGGGAAACUUUUCUCAUGGGAUGUGGUCUCACACCAUGACGGUGCAAGACUAUCAAGACCUCAUAGAUCGAGGCUGGAGGAGAAGUGGGAAAUAUGUGUAUAAGCCCAUAAUGAACAAGACGUGCUGUCCACAGUAUACCAUCAGAUGUCAUGCACUGAAAUUUCAGCCUUCCAAAUCCCACAAGAAAAGCCUGAAGAAGAUGAACAAAUUCAUUUCCAAUGGAGAAUUACCAAAAGGACAGGAUGAUGCUGAGCCAAUGGAUUCUGUGUGUGAAGAAGCUCGUCCACAGGAACCAAGUAUAGCCUGCCACGCAGAAGUGAAGUGUGCGGCCAUUACAGACAUUCAGAAGGAAGUCUCAGAGUGUCCCACUGUCACUGAAGUUCAGAAGGAGGCAGCGGAUGCUGCACCUUCAGGCCCAGAAACCACAAAGAAUGAUCUAAUGUCUGCUGGGGAUGGAAGAACAGCUACAUCAACUAAAGCAGUAAUGGGAGCUGAUCCCAGCCGGCCGCCGUGUCGUAAGGCCAAGGAGCUGAGGAAGGAGCGACGUCUUCAGAAAGAACAGAUGAGACAAAACACUGAUGGGGUCUCUUCCAUUGUCUCUUCUACCCCACCCACUCCCACUCCUGCAAGCAAAACUAAAACCCUAGAAGAUUUCAUCGAUGAGUCAUUGCCUGACAAGUCUUCUCAUUGCCUUGAGGUGAGGCUAGUGCGCUCCAAUCCCCCUUGCCCGCAGUUCAAAGCCUCUUUCGACGCCUCCUACCAGGUGUACAAACUCUACCAGAUGGCCAUUCACAAGGACCCUCCUGACAAACCCUCCGAGAGCCAGGUGAGGCUAGUGCCGGUCAGCUUUGAGGACCCUCAAUUCGCAGCAUCCUAUGAGCAGUCGGUGGCACUGUACGCCUGCUACCAGAUGGCCAUUCACGGCGAUGACCCCAGCGACUGUAGUGAGAGCCAGUUCCGGAGAUUUCUAUGUGAUUCACCACUAGAGGCAGAGUACUCUCCUGAUGGGCCUGAGGUUGGCUACGGCUCCUUCCACCAGCAAUACUGGCUGGACGGACGCCUUGUGGCUGUGGGGGUGAUUGAUAUCUUGCCCACCUGCGUGUCCUCUGUGUACCUGUACUACCACCCAGACUCUGCCUCACUGUCUCUGGGCUCCUACUCUGCUCUCAGGGAGAUUGCUUUCACUCGGCAGCUGCAGAAACAGUCCCCCAAGCUGUCCUACUACUACCUGGGCUUCUACAUACACUCCUGUCCCAAGAUGCGUUAUAAGGGUCAGUACCGACCAGCAGAACUCCUGUGCCCAGAGACCUUUGCCUGGGUAGCAAUAGAGCGAUGCAUCCUGCAGCUGGAGAACACCCACUACGCUCGUUUCAACCAGGAUCCAGAUGCAGGAGACGCCCGGGCGCUGAAGGACGUGGGCAGAGCGAUGGUGCUGUACCGACGGGCCGUCAUGCCUUACGCCGCCUACUCCCGCAAACGCAAAGGCUCCAGCGACGAGACGGAGGUGCAGCAGUACGCCGGCCUGCUCGGCCAAGACUCUGCCGAAAGGAUCUUACUCUACCGUGCUUAGACGUACAGCCUCACACCUCGGCACCUUUUAAACACAGGCGAAUACACUUCUCCCAGCAAUAUCUGUCUGUCUGUUUCUGUUACUGUUUGUGUGUCUUUGUUGCUGUGUGACUGUGUGUUUGUCUUUGUUAUUGUCUGACUGUGUGUGUACUGUCUGUGAAAGUGCUUUUUGCCGCCAUUGUAGUUCACCAUGCUUUGCUCUACACAGGCUGGAACCAUGCAGUAACUACUGUAUGUAUAUAGCCACUCACUCAUUGGCCUCAUAUAUUAGCGUUGUCUCAUUUACAUUUAUUUUGUGAGUUGAUUUUUAGUAAAUGAUUUCUGCAGCAUUCAUUUUCAGUUAAGCUCUUGUUCAAUCCUUUUCUUUGAUUUUUACCUCGUACCUAGUGUAUAUUUUAAUAUCAUGUUUUCAUCACUUUGACCUUUUGCACCAUCCUCGACCUGUUGCUGGUGGAACAUGCAGCCACACACAGGGGAGAGCUCUCCUGAACAGAUAUGGGUUUGAUGUCAGCAUUGCCACAAUGAAUGUCCAGUGAUUUUGAAGGUGGCUCUCAGUUGCUCACUCUGCAUCGGAAAAUCAUCAAGCUGAUGCAAACUACACCAAGAAAUAAAGAUUUUUAUGUAAAGCAAAGAAGUCACCAUUUCAAUGUUGAUGUCUGUUACAUUUAUAGCUUUCUUGGCUUUUCAUUUAAAAUUGAAUCUGUUACUUUUGAUUAAACCAAAUAAAGGGGUUGCAUAUUC